Aspergillus heteromorphus CBS 117.55 is the source of this 675-nucleotide messenger RNA. RefSeq lists its product as uncharacterized. The coding region runs from base 44 to 469 and encodes 141 amino acids. The record is from RefSeq and is a predicted model, not a curated record. NCBI's taxonomy places the organism in Eukaryota, Fungi, Ascomycota, Eurotiomycetes, Eurotiales, Aspergillaceae. The transcript has a single exon.
CCCCAAAAGUCCAUUGAGUUCUUGCAGAUUACUGUCAACCAUCAUGGGUCUCAUCAAAACCGGAAUCCAAUUGGCUGGCGCUUACGGUCUGCUAAAGGCAGGGUCCAAGUAUGUGGAUCGCAUGCUUGACAUCAUUGGACAGACGCUAAUCUUCUACAGAGCCAUCAACGAACAUCAAGACAAGAAGCAAAGCCAACAGCCCAACACAAGUCAGCAGGGUCAUCAUUGCUCAUGCCACCACCAUCAUGAGCAGCCGCCAUACCAACAGCAGCCUCCGUACCCUCAACAGCCUCCAUACCCGCACCAGCCCCAAUACCAACAAGCUCAACAGCCUCACCCUUCGCACUACCACGCUUACGACCCUCGCAUAAACCCCAACCCGGCUCCUUACUACCCUCCCCCUACCAACGACCAACACGCGAUGGUUCAGCCUGCUGGUCAACCCCAUUCUCAGCCGAGUGGACGAUAGAUCAUUCACCAGCGCCUUGGAUUAAAUGUAUCGAUUUAGCGGCAUGGUCGGCGUUCUAUACAAUUCGGAGGAUUACCUUCUCAAGCAGGUCUUUCCUGGUCAAUUCCUGUACCUCAUUUAUUAUUUCACUGUUAAAUCGCAAGUCACAACCUCAUUUUACCAACAUUCAUUCACCAACAAAUUAAAAAAUGACUAUAAUAGUGAAC